AUGUACAACAAGGUGGUGUAUGCUUUCGAAGCUCCGACCCCUAGCUCAGAGGUGUUGAAGGAAGGACUGGCCAAAGUUCUGGCGGAGUUCAGAGAAUGGGCAGGGCGAUACACCAAAGAAACAGCGAGUGGGUGCCUUGGCAUCAAUCUGAAUGACGAGGGUGUGCUUGUCAUAGAAGCCGAUGUAGAUGGAACAAUAGCAGAUGCAAUGCCCUUCGAUCCCUUUUCAUUCCUCCUUGAGUUGGUGCCACCCACAUCCACCGUGGUCAAUGAGCUCUUACUCAUGCAGUUUACUCGAUUUACUUGUGGAGGCUUGGUGAUAGGCCUAGCUAGUCAUCAUCAUGUUGCAGACGGACAAGCAGCUACAUUUUUCAUGAAUUCGUGGGGGAAAAUAAUUAGAGGAGAGAGUAUUCUACCUCCAGUACAUGACCGAUCUUUAUUAAAAGCAAGAGAUCCUCCCCAGCCAUGUUUUGAUCAUUAUGAAUAUAAUACUAUAUUUGAUGAGCACUCCCCAAUAACGUCCAGUCUAACGGCAAAGAAGUUUCAUUUUGAUGCAAUAUUUUUACAAGAACUCAAGUCAAAGGUAAAUGGAUCUGAUAAAUCAAGAAAACCCUAUACGACUUUUGAAAUCCUUGUUGCCCAUAUGUGGAAAUGCAUUACAAAAUCUCGAGGCCUUCAUGGAGAUGUGCAAACAAAAGCUAGCAUUCCAGUGGGUGGAAGAAACAGGUUGAAUCGUCCCUUCCCUGAAGAAUACUUUGGUCACUAA
Molecule: messenger RNA, 765 nt
Organism: Cryptomeria japonica (Japanese cedar)
Lineage: Eukaryota; Viridiplantae; Streptophyta; Pinopsida; Cupressales; Cupressaceae
Product: agmatine hydroxycinnamoyltransferase 1-like
Exons: 2
Coding region: 1-765 (254 amino acids)
Molecular function (GO): acyltransferase activity, transferring groups other than amino-acyl groups
Source: RefSeq, a predicted model, not a curated record